GUUUAGUUUUGAUUUACUCUUGUCCGGGUACAUUGCAAAAUUGUGUUAUAGCUUUCGGUGAUAAGUUUGUUUGUUUGUUGGUGGCAAACAUGUUCAGUUUUCUAAAGUUUGUUUACUUUUUUGCCAUAGUUGCAAAACUUAUGUCAUUUUGUGUUAAAAUGGUUUUUCAUGAGGAAAAGCUAAGAAGCAUGAACUUGAGCAAAAAGAGGAAUAUUAAGUAUUAUUGAUUCGUUUAUACUUGUACCACUCAACCUUCGUCUCUACCCCGACCCAAGCAACGAUGGUAUAGGCGGCGUGGGCUGCCCCUCGCCCCGCCGCUCCCGGUCGCUUCCAUUACGUCAUGGGCGCCCGUUCCGAUGACGUCUACCGGCCCCCAAGGCUCGCCGAAUGGCUGCACCGGUUACCUCACGUCAACGCCAGCUUCAAGGAGGUGGACAGUACCUUCGAUCCGAGCUCAUCCGUUUAUCUAGAGAGUUUGGGGAUUUUAGCCUCGAUACCGGGCGCAUGGCUUAUCUUCACCCUGUUUAUCUUGCUGCUUUAUCUGCUGACGAGAUGCUGCGACCGGAAACCGAGACACGCCAAAUCAAUUUCGGCCCUUAAGGUCACGCUGGCGAUUACGUCGGUGCUGUGCUGCGCGGCCGUUGGUUUGGGUCUAUACGGUAACGACGAUCUGCACAACGGAGUGAUCCAGACCUUGAACCAGGCUCGCACGAUCGACGGUCUCGUUGCUAAAAUUCGCAACCACACCGAAGCAAUUGAACGACAGCUGCGUAUCCAGGCCGCAGCUGAUUUCACCGCGAUCAGAUCCAUUUUUGAUGACUCCAUUGUCAGUAAUAUGACUGUUUUUAAAGCUGCGGAACUGCAUUUGAAGAAGCUCGUCGCCAAUAAUACUCUGGCAGCAAAUGCUGCAGCUGAAAUCAGGAAUCCGCUUAUAGCACUGAAUCUCAUUCCGACUAUCGAAGUCGGAGAAAAGUUUGAAACAGUUCGAUGGCCUUUUACCAUGACGGUUUUGAGCGUUCUUCUCAUACUUUGCGUCAUUUUAUUGGUGGGCGUGGCUAGACAUAAUAGAUGCGCCCUUAUUGCAUUUUCAGUGUGUGGGCUUCUCGCUGUUAUCGCUUCUUUCAUAAUGGCCAGCGUUUAUUUGGCUUCAACUGUGGCACUGGGAGACUUCUGUAUGGGACCGGAAAAGUUUAUAGAAAGUCGGGCCAGUUCCGAGCUGUCGAAGGACAUUUUAAGGCAUUAUUUAAAUUGCGAAAGGGCAAGGGCAAAUCCUUUUACUCAACGAUUAAGGGAAGCAAAAACUACCUUGGAAAAUAUGAGAAUUGAGCUUAGCUUACUCAAACCACUGGCAUUUCAGUUAUUUCCGAAAAAAGGUUUGGAACAGAAAUUCAACUCACUCAAAAACGAAAUCAAUGCCGCCGAUACCAUUGGUACCCAGUUAACAGCGCUUGUGGAUUGUAGAGCAUUGUACACCCAUUACUUAUUAGGAGCCAGAGCACUUUGUAAUGUGGGACUGCUUGGGCUUACACUGAUGUUAGCCUCGGCAGUACUGGCUGGUGUUCUACUAACAGUGCUUGUUUGGGUCGAUUCUCAUACAUGGAUAUACAUUAGAAAAAAGAAAGACUAUCAACAGGUGAACGAGACGGACCCGUACCUGCCGCCGCCGGCCGCGAGCCAAGCGAUCGCCGCCCGCACCCUGCAGCGCAGCCAAGGGCAGUUCCCCGGACCCCCCGACACUCCUCCGCCUAGCUAUGCGCACGCCGCCCUCCUUAGACCGCCCCCCUCGCAUGUCGCCUCGGCUCCGGUGCAUGAAGCCGAUCUUUUGCUGGAUGGCUGUGAUACAAGGGCUCAGGAGCAUCACCGCGGUGCACAUUUAUCCCAUCUGAGAGGUCACACUUUGGGACGUUUACCGUCUCAUCAUCAUCACGAGUCGAUUUCAGGACCAAACAAUGGCAAAUACGCUACUUUGAGCAAACAGUGCAAGACGUUAGAAAGCUCGGAUUUCUACUGAGACAGGCAUGCCUGCAAGGAGUUCCCAAACUUUAAAGGUUUUAAGUUCGACCAAGGACAGCAGCAAAGUAGCAACGUCCAACAGCACAGCACAGAACAACAGCCUCACGAAACGCAACGCACCGCCACCCUUGGAAAGUACUCAUCUUUGGGACGUCGUCCCUUACCGCAAACGCCCGAUGAGAAGGCUAGAAACAAGCCACCUGUACCGAAGGUUCCUGUUACCAUUUCUGGAACCAUUCCAGAGACCCCAAUUAACCCUAAUAAUUUCAGGUCUCUUCAACGUGGAGCUUGGCAAGAGUCGGUGAGUACCUUCCAACCUAACCUGCAAUUCAGGUCGCUGCAGCGCGGCAACCUAGGACCGCCAGGUGCGCACGCGCAAUUCAGAUCCGUCAAGAUUCAGGAUCAGAACCAGCAGAGCGAGGCUAUGUACGCUAACAGCGAAAACGAGAGGCAGUUGUAUGCUGUUACCGAACUGUGAAUUGGUCAAUUAGUUUUGUUUUUUGUAUAAGACCGAAUAUAAAAAUCGAUCGUUUUGACCAUAAAGAGACUGAUUUACAUUCCGAAAAUCGUUUUCUAAGUCACCAGCACAUUCCUUAUUCUUUUUCUAUGGAAAGUUUUUUAAAUGUCAGGGAGUUGUCUAAAAUUAUAAGACAACUAAAAAUGUUUUUAGUGGUCUGAAUUUUGAUGUUGAAGGUAAUUAUGGAGUUUUCGAAAUAAACAAAGUAAAAUGAAGUAAAACAGGAGUUCUUCGAAAAUUAGAUCUCCUGACGACCACAAUGACUUUUAAUGGCGUAUUAUAAUUGAACAUUUUUUUGUGGUUAUGAUUAUCUGGUAAUGAAAUAUUCAUAAAUGCACAGUUUUAUAUUUUUAGAUAAAUGACUGACAAACUUUACACUAAACUUGAUACUAAGUAGAUAUUUUAAAAUUGAGAUUUAAUAUAAUAUAAAUUCACAAUCGCAACAAACUUGAGACUGAACUUUUUUUGAUUUAGGUCUAAUGACGAUCGGUUUUUAGAAAUUGGUUUAUAAAAUGUACCAAUAUCUAUUAUAACCUUUUUUAUAAAUAUUGGCUCUAAUAGAUAUUUUACAUUUGUGUAUGUUUUUUUUUGUUUCAUUUUGGGAAAUGCAGGCAUGUGGUUAAUAGUAAAGGAUAUUUCUUUUUUAUUUUAUAUUAUUACUACGUGUAUGUAGAUAUUUUUUUAUAAAUUUUAAAGCAUAUAGUAGUACAACAUAUAUUAUUAGUGAUCUUAGUUGCAUUCCUUCAUCCUGUCUACUAUAGGUAGUAAGGUAGCCUAUGGAAUUUAUAUAUGUAAUUAUUCUAAUAAAAAUGAUAUAUGUUGUACCAUAAUGGACUAAUAUACUGUUAGGUUAUUACCCCAACCUAAUACCUUAUAAUUUGUCGAUAAAAAUUGCAAAGAUGUAUAUAGUAAGGAUGUUUAAUUUAAGGUAGUUAAUACAUUUUGAAUAAAAUAUAUGUUGGGAAAAAAAUAUUGAAUAUUAGGUAUAUUAGUUCAUUCAAUUUUUUGUAUAGGUAUGUACGUUUUAGUGCCAUAAAAUAUACGUGGCAUUUUUUACGAUUUCACAUUAAAAGGAAUCGACAUUCAAAGGCUCUAGCACAAUUUACUUCUAUAAAUGUUAUAAUAAAUGGACAUUUUCAUUCUAGAAUCAUUACUGUAAAAACUCAGGCUAGUUAUUACGAGCGAUACAAAACGAAUUUUCUAGGGGAACUAGUACAAUUUUAUAUAAUUCUCUCUAAAGUACAUUAUUUCUUCUACAUGUCACUUUUAGACACUUCUAGUCUGAGAUUGUUUUAAGUUCAUGGUCAUUCAAACAUAAUGUGCCAAAAUAUAAAUGAGAGGCUUUCUAGUAGAAAUAAAAACAAGAACCUGUUGUGGCACAAAUAGUAAACAUACAUCUGAUACAAUGGGGAACAAAACCAGAUUUUUUUUGCUGUAUAAAAAAUAAAAAACGUAGGAACUCUACCGUCUCGGAUGCUCAUUUUUUACAUAGGGUAGUGAAUGGGACGGCCGUUAUGCUCAAAGAAGCAUUGUAUUUAUUUUUUUUUAUAAAUUUUAAUGGUGUAGAUGGAUAAUUGAUUAAUAAAAUGUAUUUUUUGCUUUACAAUGUUAGCUAGAAUAUUUUUAUUCUAUAAAAAUAACAUAACUAGCAAUUUAAAAUUAUCAAAAAGUAAUUUAAGUCCACAAUAUAUUGCUUGUAAAUGCAUUUUUAAUUUUUAGAAAAAAAUAGUAUAUACGGGGGUCUCAUGAUAAAUAAAUGUACUAGCAUUUACUUUCUCUUCUAGAGAAUCUACCGUGUAUGUCUGUAUUAUGGAGCUGUUACAUAUAUAUUGAUAUAUUCCUAUUACCUAAGUAAAAAUACUAGGUUAAAAUUAGAUACAAUGUGAAAUUACUAGUUCAAUUUAAAUUUUCAAAUUGUGCUUUAUUUGUACUGGAAUUAUUUUAGUUAACUCAGUUAAAAAUAUGUAAUAGCUACAUAAAACGAGAUGUGGUAGUUAAAAUAGGACUAAUAUUGUUAUAGAAUUACAGGGCGUACAUUUUCCAUUGACCCUGAAUAAUUUUGUAUAUUUUGUCGUAAAUAUAAAAAUACUGAAUAACUGCCAAAGACUAUGGUUUGAUGCUUGACGCUGAAAGUUUUGUAUGGGUGUUUGUAUUAGAAGUUGUUCUACAGGGUGAACAAAAAGAAGUGUUAAGUUACCAACCAAAAAUAUAGAAUUUCUCUUAUUCAAUUUUUAAACGGUCCCCUGUACAACCAUUUAAUGUAAGAUUUGUCAAACUGGAGAGGCACUGUUUGAGUGCGUGAUGUAUAAUAUUAAAUUAACUAAUAGUAAAUGUAUCUUUCCACUCAUGAAUUACUUUAUAGCGUUUUGAAUGUUCUUUAAAUUUUAAGGCGUCGAUGUUUUCAGGUAGGCAUUGUAUAGUUUAUAAAUUAGUUGUGUUUUUAGUUUCUUUUUGGUUUAUUUUAUUUUCUUUUUAAGAGGAAGCUUUAAUUUGUGUGUACGUUAUAUAUUUUGUAUGAUAAUGUCACUGUAUUUAUUGAUUUUUUGGAACUGAUAACGCAUUUUUAUUGUAUAGUAUGUUUAUGUAAUAAAAAACUUGAGACAGUCGA
Molecule: messenger RNA, 5138 nt
Organism: Sitophilus oryzae (rice weevil)
Lineage: Eukaryota; Metazoa; Arthropoda; Insecta; Coleoptera; Curculionidae
Product: protein tweety
Exons: 11
Coding region: 341-2011 (556 amino acids)
Cellular component (GO): plasma membrane
Molecular function (GO): volume-sensitive chloride channel activity; intracellularly calcium-gated chloride channel activity
Source: RefSeq, a predicted model, not a curated record